AAUUCCACUCGGGGAUUGAGUAAAGAGCAGAUCACAACUCCUGAAUAGUUCGAGUCAGACGCAGAGAUGAUUUUCAAUUAUCAUAAUUUCGAUGAGGUGUUCGAGUUUGACCCCGAAUGUACCUACGACGACGAGACAGUUGCCGCCAUCGAGCAAAAUCGCAAAGAUCUGGAAGGCCUCUUUAUUGAACGAGUAAUGAAGGCACUGGGAAUCAAAAGACCAGCCAAAUACUAUCCUCCAAAGUCGAAUAGUGAUCUUAGAAAUCUACACAAAACCAUCGUCGAAAGUGGCAGCGCAGACACACAAAAGAUCUCGGUGCUCUACUAUAUCCUUCUCGAAUUUGACUAUCCGACGGGCCAAAGGAACUUUUCAGCGGCUCUCGAGCAAAAUGCUUUCUUGCCCGCCAAAUACCAGAUAUACAUGAAAGGUCUAUGGCAUCUUGAUCGGAAAGAAUUUGAGCUGGCACUGCAAUACCUUACGCAUCCGUCCUUAGUGCCAACAUUCGCAGAUGAAGUUCUCGAAGUUCUGGUCCGCUCUUCGAGCAAAGACCUUUCCCUGGCUUUGGCUUACUACCAUAUCGUACAACCAGCACUCGCUAGUCGUCAAGCAAUAGAAUGUUUAUUCUCAGCACUCGGACGCACGAGCGUCACGGAAGCAUUUUACUUCUGCAGAGGUCAGCCUGAAUACGCACAACGACAUAUGUUUGAGAUGUUAGUUGCUUUGGUUCUUAACAAUUCGUCUUCGGACACAAUUGCUCAACGGAGUAUCGAGCUCGUCAAUUUGCCCUUUACGAAGGAGGAGGAAGACUGGUUCGAGGAUUAUAUCCUGCGAGGUGAUGGGAGAGCUCUGAAGAAGGGCAAGGAUACACUUAUGAUGAGGAAGAUCGGUACUGGCGAUUUUGCAGAGUCACUGUCAUUAAAGGGCACGCACAGUCGCAGCAUUGGUGGCUUGGACUGGACUACGCUCUCGAAUGCUGUUGAAGAUGGUCUGGGUCCGCGACUGAAUACUUGAACAUUCGAUACUCGAGUCCGCAGUCACACAUAGCUGCGGCCAUAUAUUUUUGUUGAUCUCGUUGGAGGUGGCGUAGCGACAGGCGUUGAGGUUGAGAGGGAAGUCAUUUGACAGCCGGCCGGAUAUAUGGAUUUGCUGUUUACUUUCCAUUUGUGCGUGUCGUACCUGAACAAUAAUAGCUGGAUUCCCAUCACAGCUUUAGUCGAUAUCAUAAAAAGAAUAUCUCUAUUGUUGAGAUCACUGGCCCUCAACUGAGCU
Molecule: messenger RNA, 1269 nt
Organism: Mollisia scopiformis
Lineage: Eukaryota; Fungi; Ascomycota; Leotiomycetes; Helotiales; Mollisiaceae
Exons: 3
Coding region: 67-1011 (314 amino acids)
Source: RefSeq, a predicted model, not a curated record